GAACAAUUAUUUUGCACCGACGGGGACGGGCAGGCCAUACUUACGCGUUGUCUGCAGCCAAACUCCACAGAAGAUCUCACCCUUGCACACAGUGACACACGCCAUUACCAUUCCAUUCUGAUUCCGAUCUAUACAUCAAAAUCUAUACGUGUAUAUAAUAAAUAUAUAUAUGUAUAUUAGUGAUACACAUUUAUAUGAAUAGGCUUUGAAUCCGGAGCUUGAAUCGUUGUAUUGAAAUGGCGACUGUUCAUCAUCGUCGUCGUCUAUCCACUGCAUUUUCUGCGGUCCUCUUCUUGCCCUUGCUCUUAAACGCCGUCGUUCACUGCAAAACUCUCAAACGAGACGUGAAAGCCUUGAAUGAAAUUAAGGCGUCUUUGGGAUGGAGGGUGGUUUAUUCGUGGGUUGGAGAUGACCCUUGUGGAGAUGGUGGUUUACCUCCGUGGUCUGGAGUUACAUGUUCCACUCAGGGAGACUAUAGAGUAGUUACGGAAUUGGAAGUUUAUGCGGUGUCAAUAGUUGGGACUUUUCCUGUUGCGGUGACCAAUCUAUUGGAUCUUACUAGGCUGGAUCUCCAUAACAACAAGUUGACCGGACCAAUUCCUCCUCAAAUUGGGCGUUUGAAGCGUCUUAAAAUUCUUAAUUUGAGGUGGAAUAAGCUACAAGAUGCCAUUCCUCCUGAAAUAGGUGAACUAAAGAGCCUAACACAUUUAUACUUGAGUUUCAAUAAUUUCAAAGGAGAAAUCCCCAAAGACCUAGCUAGUCUUCCAGAGCUACGUUACCUCUAUCUGCACGAAAAUCGUUUUACUGGGCGAAUUCCACCUGAACUGGGCACUCUACAACAUCUUCGACACCUGGAUGUUGGUAACAAUCAUUUGGUAGGAACCAUAAGGGAAUUAAUACGUAUUGAGGGAUGUUUUCCAUCUCUUCGUAACCUAUACCUGAAUAAUAACCAUCUUACUGGUGGGAUCCCAGCACAGCUAGCAAACUUGUCAAAUUUGGAAAUUUUGCAUUUAUCACACAACAAAAUGUCUGGUAUUAUACCAUUUGGACCUGCUCAUAUUCCCAGACUGACUUACUUGUACCUGGAUCACAAUCAAUUUAGCGGGAGAAUCCCCGAUGCUUUCUAUAGGCAUCCUUUCUUGAAAGAAAUGUAUAUUGAAGGAAAUGCUUUCCGUCCAGGAGUGAAACCAAUUGGUAUCCACAAGGUCCUUGAGGUUUCCGACACAGAGUUCCUGUUUUAAGUCAAAGCAUCCACUCAUUCUUUCCCUGUAGUAGAAUUAUUGCUUCGCUAAGCUAGCGAUCGGCUGACAAUCUGAUAAAAUUUUGUUCAUUGUAUUAUCCCUAGACAAGAAUUGAUCACUUUGGAGUUCUAUUUCUAAAGCUUACAAAGAAUUUGUUUGUAAUGUGUAUAGUUUUAAGUUACAAUGCAUAGCAGGCAUGGUUCCCAUUCUCGUCAAUCUCAUGUCUUGCAGCUAUUGUGUUUGGCUGGAUGAUUGAAUAUUCAUAUAACUAAUAAAACAUCCCAUCAUUCACAUUGCUGGUA
This is a messenger RNA of Diospyros lotus (date-plum), 1543 nucleotides long. Its product is annotated as probable leucine-rich repeat receptor-like protein kinase At1g35710. Lineage: Eukaryota; Viridiplantae; Streptophyta; Magnoliopsida; Ericales; Ebenaceae. The transcript is spliced from 11 exons. Gene Ontology annotation, molecular function: protein binding. Bases 237 to 1241 code for a protein of 334 amino acids. The record is from RefSeq and is a predicted model, not a curated record.